Molecule: messenger RNA, 6924 nt
Organism: Acinonyx jubatus (cheetah)
Lineage: Eukaryota; Metazoa; Chordata; Mammalia; Carnivora; Felidae
Gene: KCNJ10
Product: potassium inwardly rectifying channel subfamily J member 10
Exons: 3
Coding region: 2211-4034 (607 amino acids)
Biological process (GO): regulation of monoatomic ion transmembrane transport; potassium ion import across plasma membrane
Cellular component (GO): plasma membrane
Molecular function (GO): inward rectifier potassium channel activity
Source: RefSeq, a predicted model, not a curated record
GGGGGAAGGGCAGAGAGAGAGGGAGACACAGAAUCUGAAACAGGAUCCAGGCUCUGAGCUGUCAGCACAGAGCCCGACGUGGGGCUUGAACUCACGAACCGCGAGAUCGUGACCUGAGCUGAAGUCGGAUGCCCAACCGACUGAGCCACCAGGCACCCCCAAAAUCGCUAUAUUUUAAAAACAAAGCAACAAAAUGUUUAGCAAGAAGAGUGGUGAUGUCCCACACUUUCACGAGUCUUUGUAACGUGUGGCUUAACAGAAGACAGACAAUUUCUCAUAUCUGCUUCUGCGUUCAAUCUCUUGCCAUAUCAUGUGUCACAUAGCUUCUGGAAAACUCCACUGAACACUCAUGAGAGAAUGAAGGCGAAGAAAGCAAAUAAUAUAGCAGCAUUGUUGGGAAGACAGUUUUGACCUCACAGAGCCUCCGAAAGGGUGUCAGGAACCCCCAGGGUCCCUGGACCACGCUUUGAGCAUCACUAGUCCAGAGGACUCUCGGAAAACCGUUUCAAUCCCCACGCCUCCUCCCCCGCCAAGCCGAGUAUCCUGGCUGAUCUCGGCUGCCCACACCCCUCUGAGUGUUCUCACUGGGCAGGCGGUCUGGGGGCCGUGGUUAAACAGGUGGGGCUCCGUUCUGCCCCCUCCCUAGCUGUGUGACCUUGGGCAGAUUAUCAACAUCUCUGUGCUUCAGUUUUCUCAUCUGUAAAAUGGGGCUUGAAGAAAGUGCCUAUUUUUUCGAGUUGUUGAAAAUUACAUGACAGAAUUCUAGAAGAGGGCUUAGCGCAGUGCUACGUAGUGUGAGUUCAGGAGCCUUGCCUCUGAAGAAUUCCCAGGGCCCGGAAGGCAGGGAGGGAGGGGCACAGGUGAUCCUUCCCCUGUGGCUGAGGGGGUUUCCCAGCCCAGGGACGGAGAGCGACUGGGAGGGUUCACAGGGUUGCUGGCCCUGAAUCUAGGAGUUCUAACUCCCAGCCCUCCCCUCCUCCCCCACUGGGGACCCUUUGGGGGCAGGGAGGGCUUGCAGAAGAACCGAAGUCCUGACUGGGAGGAAGGAGCAGGCCUUCCCUUUCCCCCAGUAGCAGCAGGCGAGCCGUUCAGGGCCCAAGGCUGUGUAGCAGGAAGCCCCGAGGUCAGAUAACAGGCAGGGCCUCCUGCCCUCAGCACAACUGAAAACAGAAGUGCCCAAGCCCAGAAGCUUUCUCUGUCUUGCCGGGGGCAGUCCUCUAAAGUGACCUCAGCCCUCUCUCCUGGGGGUUCCUGGCCCAGGACAGAGGAAGUCUUGAUCGGGCAAACAUUGCUACUCAAGUGGCCCCCCUUCCCUGCUCGCUGCCCCCUUCCCAGGUCUGGGCCUGCUCUCAGCCCCUGCACUGGCCGCUCCCUCCCAGGGCGGGGGUGGGGAGUGGGGCCGCAGCUGGCGCCCAGGCCACGGAGGGUGCCCGUGGGGGGGGUGGGUGGAGGAGGGUGCGGGGCCCCCCUGGGCAGGAGGACCUAUUGCGCACAGCGUGGGGGAGGCCCGAGGCAGCCACACACAUCCCGCAGCACCGCUGGCCCUGGCCUUCUGGCCCUUCGGCCACGCUCCCCGGAGCUGGAGCUGGGGCUGCAGGUGCCGCCUUCCUCAGAAGCCCAGACACCCCGGCUGCCUCACCCCCACCCCCCCCGCACACACCGAUUUUGCAUCCGGUGGCGGUCCCGAUCCGACCCGCAGCCCCCCAGCCCGACAACUCCGGAGACCCUCAGGCUUAAGUUUGAGACCUUGCUCCGUGGCUCCUGCCCACACCACUCCCUGGAAUAGAGGGCAAGAGAUGGUAAUAGAUGGGGGAAACUGAGGCAAAAAGUGGGUGGGCUCAGACUGCCCACCUGCUUCUUUCCCGGCGGCCCGGCCUGGCCCCCAGAGUGCUCCCCUCCCCCAUCGUGACCGGUCCCUUGGCUUUUUCCACUUGCAAAGGCCUUUGUGGCCAGUGGCUGGUUUGGGGGCCCUAGGCGAGGCUCCCUGUGUUGUCUCCCUAGGGGAGCCCCCAGGGACUAAGAUCUCUCCAGUCUCGGCCCUGCCCCACCCCCUGCCUCCACAGGCAGGGCCAGCAGCCCCCCAGCUCCCUCCUCUGGGCUGUGGGACAGGGAGAGGGCCGAGGGGCUGGCCCUGCAUACUAAUGGCCUGCCCAUUGUCAAAGCCCCUUUGUGCCAGAGAGCUCCAUUGAGGCGGCUCCGGGGCGGGCACAAUGGGGGCUCUGUCCCUGAGUUCCCCCAAACAGUCACCUGCUUUCAGAGCCUCCCCCCACCACCACCCCCACCCGUCCCAGUGCCCGGAGGGCCAAGAGAGCGCGGGGGGAGUGGGCCCAGGGCCAGGGGGGAUGGGCAGGAGGCGACCUUCCCCCCCACCCCCGGGGCAGGCUGGGGAGCUGGGCACUGGUGGGGAGAGGCCCCCAGCUCAUGGGGAGGGGGUUGGGGGGGGGAGGGUGCAGUCUGUGGAUGGAGCUGGGUUGCAGGCUCUAGGAGGCCAGCGAAGGGGAAGGGGUGUCCCCAGCGCCCACUCCUCGGUUCCACAUGCCCGGGCCGGGCCCGCGGCUGCCCGCCUCCGCUCCUCCUCCACUGGGCUCAUAUAUGCAGAGACACACAGGCACGCACUCAUCUAUGCAGCCCCACACACGGAUCCCACACGCACGCUGGAGCGGAUGUGCCCAGACCUCGGUCCUCUCGCCACCCACAUUUCCCUUCACGUGUCCCCUGGUGGAGAAGGAGGGUGCCAUCGGCGCCCCGGCUGCACUCAGGCCGUCAGUCCCUGUGAGAGGGAGGAUGGAAGGCAGCCACCUCUGAAUCUAGUUCUAGACUCAUCUAGAAUCUACAAGUGUCUCGUUAGUGCCUUCAUGCCGCUCCUGCCUCAUUCUUGUCUUCGAGUGGGGAAGAUGACGUCGGUGGCCAAGGUGUACUACAGUCAGACCACUCAGACAGAGAGCCGGCCCCUCGUGGGCCCAGGGGUCCGACGGCGGAGGGUCCUGACAAAAGACGGCCGCAGCAACGUCAGAAUGGAGCACAUCGCCGACAAGCGCUUCCUGUACCUCAAGGACCUGUGGACGACCUUCAUCGACAUGCAGUGGCGCUACAAGCUCCUGCUCUUCUCCGCGACCUUCGCGGGCACCUGGUUCCUCUUCGGCGUGGUGUGGUACCUGGUGGCCGUGGCCCACGGAGACCUGCUGGAGCUGGGCCCCCCGGCCAACCACACCCCCUGCGUGGUGCAGGUGCACACGCUCACGGGGGCCUUCCUCUUCUCCCUCGAGUCCCAGACCACCAUCGGCUACGGCUUCCGCUACAUCAGCGAGGAGUGCCCGCUGGCCAUCGUGCUGCUGAUCGCCCAGCUGGUGCUCACCACCAUCCUGGAAAUCUUCAUCACGGGCACCUUCCUGGCGAAGAUCGCGCGGCCCAAGAAGCGGGCCGAGACCAUCCGUUUCAGCCAGCACGCGGUCGUGGCCGCCCACGACGGGAAGCCCUGCCUCAUGAUCCGCGUUGCCAACAUGCGGAAGAGCCUCCUCAUCGGCUGCCAGGUGACAGGCAAACUGCUCCAGACCCACCAGACCAAAGAGGGCGAGAACAUCCGGCUCAACCAGGUCAACGUGACUUUCCAAGUGGACACGGCCUCGGACAGCCCCUUCCUCAUUCUGCCCCUCACGUUCUACCACGUGGUGGAUGAGACCAGUCCCUUGAAAGACCUCCCCCUUCGCAGCGGGGAGGGGGACUUCGAGCUGGUGCUGAUCCUAAGUGGGACGGUGGAAUCCACCAGCGCCACCUGCCAGGUGCGCACCUCCUACCUGCCGGAGGAGAUCCUCUGGGGCUACGAGUUCACGCCCGCCAUCUCGCUGUCAGCCAGUGGCAAAUACAUAGCUGACUUCAGCCUUUUUGACCAGGUUGUGAAGGUGGCCCCUCCCAGCGGCCUCCGCGACAGCGCGGUGCGCUACGGAGACCCCGAGAAGCUCAAGUUGGAGGAGUCCUUAAGGGAGCAAGCGGAGAAGGAGGGUAGUGCCCUAAGUGUGCGCAUCAGCAACGUCUGAUGGCCCGCGGCCCCACCCGCCCCUGUCUCUCUGGUCUUUCCUCUUUCGGCAGCCCGGGUGAGGGCUGUUGAUACCCAGGCUAGCUGGAGAGCCCCCGGAACCACCCAUUCUCCACUCCCUCCGCUUUAACCUGGCGGCCUGUGGGUAGGCGAGGCCAACUGGAGUCCGAGCUUUCCUUCCAUCGUCCCCUUCAGCCCACCCCACCCAUCCCCAAGACACGCAACUCCCCGACACCAGGAUGGGGGAAGGAGAGGGAAGAUUAAGGCUGAAGUGGCUCAGAACGCAUCAGCCAUGCUUGGAGACCCACAUCAGGAGGACCAUGCAGUUGGAUGGACAGACUCCCCCGCCCCCCCCCCCCCCCCACCGCCACCACCACCACCACCGUGAAAUUUGGUGACCUGGGGCCGGAGCCCCCACCCGCCUCUAAUUUCCCACCCAGCUAGUUCCCUAAGGCAAGACUCUGAUGGUUGUUUUGGAGUCCGCGCCCUCAGAAAUACGGGAAUCCGGAAUUAAUUGAUCCUGGGUUCUCUACCAACCCCUGUUGAAAGGAGUCAGGGUCUCUCAUAGCGUAAUUUCUGCUGGCACAUUCUGACUAGAACCUUGGUCACCCCCGUUUUCCUUUCUAUCUUCUCCAGUGGACCCUGUCUUAGGAUAGCCAGUUUUCUCACAAAGCCGCCUCUUCUCUCAGAGAAUAGAGGUUGACGGGCGCCCAUCCCGGAAUCUGAACCCUUUGGUGUGGAGUGACGAAUGCAGAGCCCUAGUCCAAAGCCCUGACCCUAUCCUCCAGACAGCCCUGGGGGGGAUCUGUCUCCUGUGACCCGUGGAUGGGAUGGCCCUUGCCGGUAUGUUCCCAACCCCCACGGAAAGGUCUGGAAAUGGUGUUCCAGGUACUUACAGGGCACAGAUUCCCAAGGAAAGCGACAUUAACCCUACCAUGCAGGAUGAGUACAUUCUCAGACCUCCAGACUGCUGUGUGGAGCCUCUGGGAAUUGGGGGCGCUUUAUUAGGGUUUGGGCUGGGACAGAACUCUGGCUGGUGGACACCAUUCUCCCUGUCACCCUUCUGAAGUGUCAGCUGUUUCACUAGGCAGUGCUGGGAGGGAGGGAGACUAUACUUCCUGACCCAACCACCGGGGUCUCCCCGAGCCAUUCCCGAGACUUGGGCAAAGUGGGCACCGGUCCCAUCUCCACUCCCCUCUGCCGUGAAGAGGAAGAAGUUAAAGGGUACGCUUUAGAUCAACCUCAGGCCAGUCCUUGUUCCCUGGUGGGGACUGUGGGAGGGGCCAAGAAGGGCGUUUGGGCACCAGAACGUUCUCUAAAGCCCCAAACCCCAAAAGUGCCUCCUGGUCUCAUUUAGGUGCCAAGGAACUGCCCCCGUGCCCCCACGGUGGCUUGGCAUAGAGUCCUUGUGCGAAUGCAGUGGCAGUUUAAGGUGGACUCAGCCAACCGUUACGAGCUCCAACACUCGCACAGGCCGUGGACACGCGUCUGCGUGCCGAGCUUCGGAGAAACCCACGGUUCUGAGGCUGGACCUGUGGUCACGGCUCACGCGACUGCACCAGGCCCUCUUCUACGUAGCUCUCCUUGAACUCAACUCCGUUUUGAAACUGAAGACCCUUCGUUCUUCCCUGACCGUAAACCCCACCAACGCUCCCUAGCUCUCAAGAAAACGAGAACCAGAAAAACUUGAAAAUCUGAUACAGAGAACAGAAGGCAAAGAGCCAGUUUCUGGGCUCUCGACUUUAUUCAACGUUAGACUUCCCUGAUUUCUUUCUGUGUGUAAGGGCCCAAAAUACUGGAGAGUGUGUGCGUGUGUGCGUGUGUGUACCUUCUCCAUCAGCAAGCCAUCCUGUGCUAGUUUCUUCUGUGCACGGCUGUGUCCCUCCUGAGGGAAAUCCUCUCUCCCGAGUGCUCCGCUGUCUAUUCUAGGCCCCCAGACUCAGAUUCUUGCAUAACAAAAUAAGGACAUGUUCUGCCUUAACCUUUUUGAUUCUCCUCCCAGACCCCAGACUUUGCUCUAAGCUGCACUUUAAAUCAUACUGUCCUUUUAACACAACCUGGCUUCCUCAGCCAUGAGCCUCCCUGGAGGACAACGCUUCCCCCCCACCCUAACCGGCUCUUCGUAUCACCCCCUCUUCCUCGGAGCUGAAAUCCUUUCUCCGGCUGUCGGACAAGCUUUAUAAGCAGCCACGUCUGGUGAGCAGUGGGUCCCCUGACCACAGCAACCAUGGACUUGGGAUGUCAGGAGAGCACUGGGCACCCAUGUUAACCGGGAGAUUCCAGACGGGCAAACAAGCGACAGGGAGGGUACUCAGGGUGUGACGAAGACAGAGGGUGGUGCUGAGGGACCUGGUGAAAUCACGAAGCCGGAGUCUCCCUUGGACGAGCGGACGAGUCGUAGGCGGAGGCUUGGGAAGUAGCACAUGGUACAAAUGGAAGGUUUACCUAAGGAGAAAGCGACAGAGAUAAUAUAUAUAUGUAGACAGAUGUAUGUACAUAGAUGUUUAUAGGACCAAAUAUACUGAAUGUACAGAAAGGAGAUCUUAGCACGGGGGCAGUUCUGUUGCUCUGGUUCGGGGGGAGGGCUCCCCAGAUUUCCAGACUUCUGCCCAGUGAUCCUGGUCUCCGUGCGGAGACAGCUGAUGGGGCUUUCAGGUUUGAGGAUGGGAGAGGGAGGCGUGGAAGCCGCUCUUCAGACGCCCAUGAGGCUGCUGACAACCCCUGCGUGCUGAGGCCCGGGAGGAGGGGGACAGGAGGACACGGGGGGAGGACCCUUGGGCCACGGGCAUCUAGAGUCCACUUACGCUGCGUGCUCCGCCCCAGCAGUGUCCUGUCACUGUAGCACUUUUUUUUUUUUGGUUUUAAAAUAAAAAGCACCUUCUGUUUCCUGG